AUGGCUCCGCAAAAGAGGGCUAGAACAGAAAAUGAUGAGGAGAUCACAUCAGUGGAAAGCGCCAGCUCCGCACUUCGACAAGAUGGCAGCAACAAGAAAGCACGUCUAUCAAACACCUCGAAACCCCGGGAUGCACCAAGCCGGAGUCCUUCUCCAUCCUCGAGUGAUGACGAUUCCGACGACGAACUGCUCGCCGCCGACGAUGCGCCAGCCCUUCCUGCCAGCACACAGUACGAAACCCAGCGGGAUAAUGGCUUCAUACAUCUCAAUAACACCAAGGCGGAUGACGCGAAGGAACGGAAGAGAUUUAUGGCUAAGAAAAUGGGCACGAAGACAGGCGACAAUCGUGCUGCCGACAACGCGAUUAUUCAGAAGAUCACUUGCAGGAACUUCAUGUGCCACGACAAUCUCGUUGUUCCACUAGGACCUCUGAUCAAUUUCGUUGUCGGUAUGAAUGGCAGUGGAAAGAGUGCCGUCCUUACAGCCAUCACGUUGUGCUUGGGGGGCAAGACCGCAGCAACCAAUCGUGGAGCGAGUUUGAAGGCACUUAUCAAGAGCGGCAGAGAGCAAGCUUCUUUGAUCAUCGAGCUGAAGAAUGAAGGCAUUGAUGCAUACCAACCGGAUCUUUAUGGGAAGAAGAUCAUUAUUGAGCGUCAUUUCUCAAGGUCUGGGAGCAGUAGCUUCAAGCUCAAGACCGAGCUGAAUAAGCUCAUCUCAACUAAGAAAGGAGAUGUUGAGGAUAUCGUGGAAUACUACCAACUCCAAGUCGACAAUCCUAUGAAUGUGCUGACACAGGAUGCUGCCAAGUCAUUUAUCACCGCUUCGACCCCGGCCAUGAAAUACAAAUUCUUCGUGGAGGGUGUUCAGCUCGAGGCUCUCGACAGGGACUACAAGAUAAUCUCUGAUACUUGUGAUCAAAUCGAGACUAGGCUACACGAUUCGAAAGGAGACUUGAAUGCCCUAAAAAAAAGAACCGAUGCUGCUAUUCAAAGAGCGGAAACUGUGCGCAAGUAUGAUGGUGUCAAAAUCGAGCUGAAAAGACUUAGGAAGAAGCUCGCUUGGGUGCAAGUGGCUGAACAAGAGAAGAUUUUGGCCGACCUUGACCAGAAAGUUGCCGAUUCUCAGCAACAGAUUGUCGAUGCUCAGCGGAAUGCCGAAGUCAGGGGAGCCGCCCUUGAUGGGAUUGAUGAAGCCAUACAACGUACCAAAGAGGUCGAGACACGUCUCGAAGAAGAGAGAGGGCCAGUGACGGAAGAAGAGGAUGCUGCUCGCCACGCCCACGAGGAAGCUUCCAAAGAGGUCGCCAAAUUCCACAUCCAGCAAAAGAGCGUCGUUGCGGCUCUCAAGGACGCAAAGGACAUGGUCAAGGGCAUCAAGGCGGAAAUCACGGCUGAGCAGGCCCGUCUGCAUGCAGCUCAUGGUGGAGCACAAGACAAGAAAAUCGAGGAGCUUGCCGUUGCUCAGCAGGCCGCCGAAGAUGCCAGAACGAAUCUCUCACAAAAUGAAGAGGACAAACCUAGACUGGAAGAACAUCUUAAAGAAGCACAAGCUGAAAUGUCGAAGCUAGAGUCACCUCUACGAGCUAAGACAGAGGAGUUGAAAAGCGCGAAAGCCCGACUAAGUUCUUUGGGCUCAAAUCGUGGCGACCGCAUGGCGGGAUUUGAUAAGAAUAUGCCCACCUUGUUGAGAGCAAUUCAAGCAGACCGGGCUUUCCGCGAAAAGCCAAUCGGUCCUCUGGGCCUACACAUACAGCUUCUACAGCCGAAAUGGAGCAAUGUGAUCGAAUCGACGUUAGGCAAUGCUCUGAAUGGGUUCAUUGUCACUUCUAAGGCAGACUCCUUGAGACUCAAAGACCAUUUGAAACGACAGAAAAUGAUGUUUUGUCCGGUCUCUAUCGGCAAUUUUCAACCCCUCGACACUACCAAUCAUGAGCCGGAUCCUCAGUAUGAUACGAUUCUCAGAGUUCUCAACAUCAACAAUGAGGCGGUCAAGCGACAACUAAUCAUUGGACAUGCUAUUGAACAAACGUUACUAGUGGCCAGUCGAACUGAGGCUAUCAGGAUCAUGUAUGAAGGCCCAAGACCACGGAAUGUCAAAAACUGUUUUGCUAUGCACGACAGCAGACCGGACUGGGGUCAUAGGGUAGCUUUAGUUGGAGGUGGCGGUAGAGACAUCAGUCCUGUUUAUCCCCCGAGAGGAAGAGCACGCAUGCAAACAGACACCGACAGCCAGAUCAACCUCCAAAAGGAAACAGUACAAUCCCUGGAUGCAGAACUGAAGGCCCGUACUCAGGUGUAUGAGCGGCAAAAAGGCGAGGUUAGCAAAUGUAAGGACGCCAUUCAGCAGAAUAAGAGAGACAACCAGCAGCUCAAAGUCGCCAGCCAGAGAGCAGCACACAGAGUGGAUAGCCUACAGAGCGAGAUUGAUAAUUUGCAAGGGGACGAUGGCAAGCUUGAUGGACUUAAGCAGGACCUGGAACCGGCGGAAGAAGGUCUCAGAUUGCAAGAGAAAAACUAUGGCGACUCCGUGCUGGAGAAAAAUAGCCUCAAUGCAGCCGCAACCGAGAAGAAACGAGCGCUUGAUGCCAUCAAGGAGCGUCUCGUGGAAUUUGAUACCAAGAUGCAGAAGAUUCAGAACAAAAUUAGGAAUCAGGAGCAAGCUCGUAAGCUCGAGCUGACACAGAAAAACCGUGCUCUGGAAGAAGUCGAGAUGUACCAAGAGAAGAAAGAGGAGGCGGAGCGAAGGGUUGCCACGCAGAAUGAAACAGUGGCUGAGUUUACCAAAGAUGCCAUGAAGAUUUGUGCGAGAGUUACACUCGAACCUGGUGACACCGAAACAGGCCUGGGGCGAAUCUAUGAGACGAAGAAGAAGCAGCUUGAGGAUGCUAGAAGAAGACAAGGUGGGACUGAUGAAGAGAUUCAGCAAGAAGCAAUUGAUGCCAAGGCCAUAUUCUCCGCUGCUGUCUCCAACAGGAAGGAGCUUGAAGAGCUUUUGCAGCUUCUGAAGCAAUCAUUCAUGCUUCGUCUUCAGCAGUACCGAGCAUUCCAAAAGUGGAUAUCUGCUCGGUCUCGUAUCAACUUCAGCUACUUGCUCAGUGAGAGAGCCUUCCGCGGAACUCUUGUUAUCGAUCAUGCCAACAAGUUGCUUGAUGUUGUAGUCCAGCCAGACGACACUAACAAGAGCUCCAAAGGACGGCAAACCAAAACACUCUCCGGCGGAGAGAAAUCGUUCUCUUCUAUUUGCCUUCUCCUAUCCUUGUGGGAAGCGAUGGGUGCACCUCUUAGAUGCCUGGAUGAAUUUGAUGUCUUCAUGGAUGAUGUGAACAGAGACGUCAGCACAAGGAUGAUUAUAUCGGCUGCCCGUAAAUCAGUUGGCCGGCAAUUCAUCCUCAUCACCCCAAAGGCCUUGGGAGCUGGAAUGGAUGCAGACGCUGACGUAAACAUGAUCAAGUUGACCGAUCCUCGAGAAAAGCAGAAAAAGAUAGAUGAGAUGCUUAGAUGA
Messenger RNA from Cadophora gregata, 3501 nucleotides. It is a transcript of the gene SMC6, whose product is annotated as Structural maintenance of chromosomes protein 6. Gene Ontology annotation, cellular component: nucleus; site of double-strand break; Smc5-Smc6 complex. Lineage: Eukaryota; Fungi; Ascomycota; Leotiomycetes; Helotiales; Ploettnerulaceae. The record is from RefSeq and is a predicted model, not a curated record. Gene Ontology annotation, molecular function: single-stranded DNA binding; protein binding; ATP binding. The transcript has 6 exons. The coding region runs from base 1 to 3501 and encodes 1166 amino acids. Gene Ontology annotation, biological process: chromosome organization; double-strand break repair via homologous recombination.